Messenger RNA from Hypanus sabinus (Atlantic stingray), 2651 nucleotides. RefSeq names its product ECSIT signaling integrator (gene ecsit). Gene Ontology annotation, molecular function: protein binding. Bases 361 to 1746 code for a protein of 461 amino acids. Lineage: Eukaryota; Metazoa; Chordata; Chondrichthyes; Myliobatiformes; Dasyatidae. Gene Ontology annotation, cellular component: mitochondrion. The transcript is spliced from 8 exons. The record is from RefSeq and is a predicted model, not a curated record.
UUGAGGAGAAAGAGACAGAAAGAGAGACAGCCUGCCUUUGCAGUGAAGAAACUAUCAGUCUUCGGAACUAAUAAUAAGAGACAUAAUGCUCCGAGAAUGAGGAGCCUCAGAAGCUGACGGACCCAUCACAAUCAAUGCGCGGCGGCGUGGCGGAAUAGAGACGGUGGUGGACUAAUGAUGGUGUUAGUCUGAACGAGUGAGGAAAUGACCUCGAAGGUGGAUCCACACGUUCGGCUAUUUCCUCUUGUUGAAUGGAAAGACCCUCGGCCUUGACCAUCUGAGGUUCCUUCUCUCCACCGCCUCCCCCCCGCUGUUGACCUUGGACUCUCUGUCUGUGCAGAGGCUCACGCUGCCCUCAGGAUGAGCUGUGUCAGGUGUUUCCGGGCACUCCGGAGCCACGUCUUUACCCCCUGGCCCGCUCCUCUCUGUAGACUGCCGGCCUCUGCAGCUUGGAGAGCCACUUCACUGCAGGAUUCUCCAGGGCUCCGACCAAGCUUCCACUCCGGCCCCCGCCUGGAGAAAGAGCCCUCAGUACCACUCCCUGAUGUGGAUGGGGCAGCUCGAAAGGAGGAGCACCCUGCCCCGCUCUCAGCUGCCGACGACGUCUUCUCCCGGGCGGCCUCCUCGGCCCAGUGGGACCAGGCCACCUUCGAGAGGGUGCUGUCCACCUACUGCCGACAGGAGGCCCGCCGGCGCGGCCACGUGGAGUUCAUCUACGCCGCCCUGCGCCGGAUGCCCGAGUUCGGAGUGGAGCGGGAGCUGACUGUCUACAACCGGCUCCUUGACGUUUUCCCCAAGGAGGUGUUUGUCCCGCGCAACUUCAUCCAGCGUAUGUUCAACCACUUCCCGCGGCAGCAGGAGUGCGCCGUGCAAGUGCUGGAGCAGAUGGAGAAUUAUGGGGUCCUGCCGGAUGUGAACACCAAGGUGCUGCUGGUGCAGAUCUUCGGCCACAAGAGCCAUCCGAUGCGCAAGUACCAGCGGAUGCUGUACUGGUUCCCUCGCUUCCGUCAUGCCAAUCCCUUCCCUGUGGCUGAACCCUUGCCACAGGACCCUGUUGAACUGGCCCGCCUCGCCCUUCUCCGCAUCGCCCCCGAUCUCGAUAGUGAGGUCACCGUCUACCAGCAUCCCCAGGAAGAGGAAGGACCAGAUGGACGGACAGUCUGCGUCCCACACCUCGUGGGUCUUCAGAGUCCGGAGCAGCGGGAACUCCUGGCACAGCAUGACCCCCACCGGCCCGUCUUUGUGGAGGGACCCUUCCCCCUUUGGCUCCGCCGCACCUGCCUCCACUACUACUUGCUGCGCUCUGACCCCCUGCCCCCUGAGCUCAAGGUGACCAAGCCAUUGGAUCUUGAACGAAACCUGUUCUACCCCAUGGAGUUGGACCUAGAACUGGAGCGGGAUCUUGGCGAGGAUGAUGAGCUGGAGGUUGAGGAAGUUGAGGAGGGUCCAGUGUUCGCGCUGUGCCAGGCUGGAUCAGGUGACCCAGCUUUGCUAACCCGCUGGAUCAGCGGUCUACAGGAGACCAACCCGAAGCUAGGCCUCACGCCGGUCCUCUUCCGCACUGCACCUGCCUCCCGCCAGGUAGAGCCUGCUUCAGGCUUCUCAGAUCGGACGGCUGGGAAGGGGGACGAGAAAGUGUCAGAGCCGGGUGCCUGGAGAGGGCCGGAUGGUCCGGGCGGCCCAGAGCCGAUGGCUGAGGAGCAGGAGGAAGCGGAGGAGCCAGGUGCCCGAAGAAUGCACCGCUGAGUCAUGGCCUCUCAGAGUCAGCAGCGUUAUCUGGACAUCUUGGAGCUGGCAGUUGAGGGGGAGCAGCAGGAUCCUGGAUCCAGGAGAACGCAGCACUGUUCAGGAGACGUGGAGCCAGUGGCAGGGGAGGGUAGGAGGAGCUGGGUGGCUGGGAAAUGCACAGCUGACUCUGGGCUUGGGGGUGGGGAAGGUCUAAAGCCUCCCACAUCCCAUCACUCCCACUCCAAAUUUCCAGGGUCUGGGAAUAUCAGGAACAUAGGAAGUAAGCUGGGAAGGAGAGGGUGGGAUCAUCUUGCAGGAAACCUGGAGCCAGUGGCUGAGGAGGGGGGAGGGGGAGGCAGAAGAGGAGGAGCUUGGUGGCCGGGAAAUACACAGCUGACUCUGGGUCUGGGAAUAUCAGGAACAUAGGAAGUAAGCUGGGAAGGAGAGGGUGGGAUCAUCUUGAAGGGUGGGAGGUUUAGUCCUGUGACAUCCCCUCUUCUGUUCCUUCAUUCCAAAAUACCCUCCCUACCUCCUCUGUUCCCUCUUCUCUGUCUGCUUCCUUCCCUCCCCACUAUCUUAUUCCCUGUUUCUUCCCUCCCUCUGACUACCUCUUUUCUCUGAACCCCUACCUCCUCUGAACCCUUCCUUUCUCUAGCCUAUGCUCCCUAAAAUCUGUCCCUUUCCCUCCCUCAUCUCUGACUCCCUCUACCUGCACCUCUUUUUUUACUCUCACUUAUGGACUUUCUUCCCCUCCCUCUCAUCUACCUCCUCUUUCCCAUCUCUCAUUCUGUACCCCCUCACCUUGCCCUCUUGCUCCCCAUUUCCCUCCCUCCUGCCCUCCCCUGUGGCACCAUCCCUCCUUCCUACUUAGUGAAUGACACUGUGUAUAUACCAAGGUUUGAAUAAACGUGUGACUAAACCUG